Candoia aspera is the source of this 1422-nucleotide messenger RNA. RefSeq names its product coiled-coil-helix-coiled-coil-helix domain containing 3 (gene CHCHD3). The transcript is spliced from 8 exons. The record is from RefSeq and is a predicted model, not a curated record. Gene Ontology annotation, cellular component: MICOS complex; mitochondrion. Bases 64 to 795 code for a protein of 243 amino acids. Lineage: Eukaryota; Metazoa; Chordata; Lepidosauria; Squamata; Candoiidae. Gene Ontology annotation, biological process: inner mitochondrial membrane organization.
GGAGCCCAAGUCUCCUUGGGCCCCGUGCCGCGGCCUAGUCAGUCUGACCCGGUCUCGGGCGCCAUGGGCGGCAGCGAGAGCGUUCCCCGGAGGGUCACCUUCGAGGCGGAUGAGAACGACAACGUCACGGUGGUGAAGGGCAUCCGGCUCUCCGAAAAUGUUAUAGAGCGUAUGAAAGAGCCUUCCUCCCCCGGUGGAAAACCUCAGCAGAAAUUGGGGUCUAGUGAUCAUGCCUCUGAUGGUGGAGCUGCAGUCAACGAAGAAGAACUAAAGAAAAGAAUAGCUGAAGAAUUGGCUUUAGAACAAGCUAGGCGAGAUGCUGAAGCUCAGAAAAGAUUAAAACAAAACCAAAUGUACAUUCAAGAUGAAUUCAAUAAAGUCCUUGAGCGAGAGAGGAUCGCCUCCAGCGAGCAUUUGGCUAGAGCCAUUCUCAGAGAGAGAGCUGCAAGUGAAGAUGAACACACUAAAUCACAGCUGCUGGCCAAGCAGCUGGAAGAAAAGGAGAGAGAGCUGAAGAAGCAUGAAACUUACUACAAGGAACAGCUGGCCCGCCUGGAAGAGAGGAGCUCACAGUUCUACAAAGUCACCACCGAGCAAUACCAAAAAGCUGUUGAUGCGGUAGAAUCCCGAUUCAAGCGAUACAAGUCAAACCCGGUGUGUGCCGAUCUGCAGAGCAAAAUCCUCCAGUGCUAUCAGGAGAACCCCAAGGAGACCCUCAGCUGCUCAGCUCUGGCCAACGAGUACUUCAAGUGUGUCCAUCGCGCCCGGCAGUGCCUGGCUGGCCGAGGAGGAUAAAGGCUGCUGCGCAUCAAGUGUCCAUCCAUCAACUCCAAUUCCAGCAUCGGGAUGUGUGUGUGAGGGGAGGGGGGUUAUUCACGAACAAUCCAGCGGCCCAUUUACAGGGCAGACGGACAGAGCAACAUCUCCAGAAGGGCCAGAUCAAGGCCAGCGGCCAUCCCGGCUCAGUCACUGAGGCCUUGACCUUUAUCUCAUCAUGCUCGAAAUUGCAUAUCUGAGGGCAGCUCAUAAAACCCACUUACUGGUAAUUGAAGGAAAGUGAGGCCCAAACCUUCUGCUGACCCUAGGAGGAUGGAGAAGACCUCUCCCCCCCAGUCCUGUUGUUUUUGCUGCAGAUGCUGCUCACCGGCCCGCCUCGGCUGCCUUCCAAACCUCGUUUCCUUUUGCAUAAUCGGGAAGGUGUGGGUUUAAUUUAUGGCAGGAUUACGUCGCUCUGAAUCGGUCACGCUGGAAUCAUGUUUCUGAAACCUCCGUUGCCUGGGAGUUCAUUGAUUGCAAAUUAUGAUUAUAAUAAGGCCUCUGAUUACAUUGUGACGGUCGCUUAUGAGUGGGCUGACACCAAGUACUGACAAUUAUGUCCCCUCUGGAUCAGAAAUAAAGAGGCACUUUGCCAAUGGGAUGCUA